AUGUGGCAUUUAUCCCUGUUGAUGCUGGUGGCGACUGCGUCUGCGCAGAUACCAUCACUGGGAUGGUGUCCUGACUAUCAGCCCAUGGCCAAUUUCAACAUCAACCGUUUCCUUGGCAACUGGUUUGAAGAGGAACGCUACUUUACUGUCUCCGAGUUGGGUACGCGAUGCGUCAACACAAAAUACGAGUCUACACCUGAGGGCAGGAUUAUUGUUUCCAACGAAAUCACCAACUCGCUUACGGGAAUGAAACGCGUGCUAGAUGGUACUCUUCAAAUGAUCGGACGCGAGGGUGAAGGCAGAAUGGUGAUCAAGUACGCUUCAUUGCCCGUGCCUUAUGACAACGAGUUUAUCAUCCUGGACACGGAUUAUGACACCUUCGCCGUGAUGUGGGCUUGUAGUGGUGUCGGGCCUGUUCAUAUUCAAAACGCCUGGAUCUUAACGCGUGAUCGCCUUCCAACACCAGCGAUAAUGAUGAACGCAUACGCAGUUCUCGACAGAUUUAAGAUCACAAGAACCUUCUUCGUCAAAACCAACCAAGCCGACUGCAACAUCUUACCGCAACCAGCCGCUGCACCACUCGAUCUUAAAAUUGACGUUAUAGUCGAUGCCAAGAAUGCCGUCCCAGAUUCAGUUCUACAAGCCGAUGUUCCGGAAAAUUCCGAGGUCCUAGAACGUGCCGCAGUUCCUGAAAUAAUGGAAACAAAGCCACUUAAAAUGCCCGAAGAAGAACAAAAGAAGGAUGAGAAAAUGGAAAAGCCGAUGACAAUGGAUAUGAAAGACGAGAUGAUAAAGAAGGAUGAAAUGAUGAUGAAAAAAGAUGAAGUGGUCCAGCAGGAAGUAAUGGAGAAGAACGAAGAAACAAGACCUAGUUAA
Messenger RNA from Leptosia nina, 876 nucleotides. NCBI's taxonomy places the organism in Eukaryota, Metazoa, Arthropoda, Insecta, Lepidoptera, Pieridae. The record is from the annotation of a GenBank genome assembly.